AUGGCGGCCACCACCACGAACCCCAAUGCUGAUCACAGCGACAUCGACGAGUCCGCGAUACCCGGCACCGUCCAUCUCGUCGAUUUGGAGCACACACUGGCCACGCGCCAUGCGAGGAACCAGGUGGAUAUUGUCCUGGUGCCGACCCCUUCCGCUGACCCCGACGACCCCCUGAACUGGAGCCCGGGACGAAAGUAUUUGGCUUUGGCAUGCGCUCUCCUAUACACUUGGUUCAACGGCAUGGCGCUCUCGGUGGUCUAUUCUGUGCUCGUGCCGCUAUCCGAAGCCCUCGACGUUACCGAGGCCGACUUGAACGCAGGAACCGGAUACAUGUUCCUUCUUCUCGGCUGGGGCCUCCUUUUCUGGCAACCCUUUGCGCUGCAGUACGGAAAACGCUUCAUCUACCUUUUCUCUCUGCUUGCACUUACGGCAGUCACCGUCUGGGGACCGUACGCUCACGGCAAGGGGCAGUGGAUCGCAAAGAGCGUCUUGACAGGGUUCUUUGCCGCGCCGAUUGAGGCGCUUCCGGAGACGAGCAUUGCCGACCUCUUCUUCGCCCAUGAGCGUGCCACGUACAUGGGAUGGUACGCCUUCACGCUCGCAGGGAGCAACUUCUUUGCACCCAUCAUUUGUGGGUUCAUUAAUGACAGCAUGGGCUACAAGUGGGUGUUCUACUUCCCUGCCAUCUUCUGCGGCGCGACGUGGAUAUUCCUCUUUUUCUUCAUGGAGGAAACCAACUAUGAUAGACGGACCGUUGGGGUGGUUUCGACAUCGCCGCCGUCAGGCGAAAAGGAGUACGGAGUGAAAUCAACUCCUGCUGCCGAUGCAAUCUUCAUAGCGACGAUUAAAGCCGAGUCUUCUGCCACCAGUACCAAGACCUUCUGGCAGAAACUGGCCGUUUUCGACAAGCCCCGGCCAUUUAUGAUGUAUUACAGAGCCUGGCAGUCUCUCAAGCUUCUUUCGUGGCCUGUCGUGUUCUACUCUGGGUUCAGCUACGGGACCUAUCUGAUCUACUUCAAUAUCCUCAAUGCGACGAGCUCGAUCAUCUUGGGUUCGCCACCAUAUAACUUCAGUGCCGCGAUGGUAGGAUUGAGCUAUAUAUCUUGCAUGAUUGGAGUAAUAGCAGCUUCUGCCUUGACUGGCGUCUUUUCAGACCGUUUCGUAAUCCGUCUCGCUCGCAAGAACAACGGUAUCUCCGAACCGGAACACCGUCUGUGGAUAUUUGCCGUAUCGGCAAUGGUCAUUCCUUCGUCACUGAUUCUCUGGGGCGUUGGAGCUGCUCACAAAGUACACUGGUUUGGCCUCGUCUUCGCCAUGGGCACGACUGCGUUUGCAAACACCAUGGGAAUUACUCUAUCUGUAUCCUAUCUUGUGGAUACCUACCGCGAUAUCUCGGGCGAUGCCUUGACGACAUGCAUCCUGAUACGAAACACAAUGAGUUUUGCCAUCGGAUACGGCAUCACGCCAUGGUUGAAGAAUUUGGGAUACCAGAAUUGUUUUAUAAGCGUGGCAUUUGUGGGGUUGGCCAUCUGCAGUGCAUUCUUGAUUAUGAUCAAGUGGGGUAAGAGGUUCAGAGAGAUGAAGAGGGUUGAGUAUUGGAGAGAGGUUGGGAAGAGGAUUGACAUGGGACUGGUUCACUGA
This is a messenger RNA of Pseudomassariella vexata, 1641 nucleotides long. RefSeq names its product major facilitator superfamily domain-containing protein. Gene Ontology annotation, biological process: transmembrane transport. The transcript is spliced from 3 exons. NCBI's taxonomy places the organism in Eukaryota, Fungi, Ascomycota, Sordariomycetes, Amphisphaeriales, Pseudomassariaceae. The record is from RefSeq and is a predicted model, not a curated record. The coding region runs from base 1 to 1641 and encodes 546 amino acids. Gene Ontology annotation, molecular function: transmembrane transporter activity.